Rasamsonia emersonii CBS 393.64 is the source of this 417-nucleotide messenger RNA. RefSeq lists its product as uncharacterized. The record is from RefSeq and is a predicted model, not a curated record. The transcript has a single exon. Lineage: Eukaryota; Fungi; Ascomycota; Eurotiomycetes; Eurotiales; Trichocomaceae.
CUGCUGUACCGUCCGUGUUGGAUCGUUUUUUUUUCUCUUGCGUUCUCUUACAGUACCAAGCUAAUUCCUUUGCGCCAACGUUCUCCCCCACGGAUGGUCGAGUCGUCGUGGCUUCUCCGUCGAGCUCAUGGUUAUCCGAUCAUGGGCUGGAUGGAUGGAUGCGCAGACAUUCGACGCCGUGGAAGGAGUCGUAAAGGCGCCAUCUUAUUAUACAGGCCCGCCACCCCCGGAUCCCGCCAAAAACCCCUUCCUUUCAAACUUAGGAUUCUUGAAGAUGUUAGGGCAGAAGAAGACCACCCGAGGUUUGUCACCGGCGAACGCUUGAAGACUCUCGCAAACACAUGCUCAUUUUUUUUUGAUCAGACGGGCAACCGGCGAAACGACGAGGUCCCAAGCCGGACUCCAAACCUGCCCUAA